AUGAUCUACAACUCUGAUGGCACUUUGGGUGAUGACCAAUCUCUAACAACUCUGUACGACAAUGCGACAUUAUGCGAUGAGUGCUUCAUUGAUAUGCUCACCGCAAGAGUGAACUCGUCUUAUCUUGGGGCUUCUACCUUCAACGACUACAUGAGCGCUGAGCUUUGGGCUGUUCUUGAAUGGUGUGAUGCAGACACCAAUAUCACUUUGCAAGCCUAUGCAACCUACGCCUCAUCCACAGGACCUCCAGUAGUUUCAACAACUGCUACCAGUGUGGUUAGCUCUGCUUUAGCGACUGCCACUUGUACGGGUCAGACAGUCUCUUUUUCGUCAUUGAGCGCAGCCUCGUCCACCUCAACAGCAUCCAGCUCGACAGUGAUCACCGAUGUUAAAAAGCGCCAGUUGUUAUCUGGAGUAUCCGCAGACCCGAACAUCACACAGGCAUGCCUAGAUAUAUCUUUGGAAUACUAUGUCCCCACUGCUGAAUGUGACAUCCAACUGGUGACCGACGAAUACAGCACCUGUGAUCUACUGGCCAGCGAGCUCACGGUGGCCAACAACACUGUGACGACGGUACAGCUGCUCACUUGGAAUCCUGCAAUUAUCGGAACCUGUGACAGCCUCCAAGUUGGCCAGUAUGUUUGUAUCACUCCACCCGGUGGAGCCUGGACACCUACCAUAGCCAAUAUCACCAACUCUACGUCCGAUGACAGCGGCGGCGUCACGCAGUCAUUUGCAACGACCUUCCUCACCGCUACAGCUACUAACAAUAUCACCACACCGACUCCCAUUCAGACGGGAAUGACUACAUCCUGUGAUGUAUUCUACUUUGUCGAGGCGAACGAUGAAUGUGAUACCAUUGCCUCGGAGUACGACAUUACACUCGCAGAGUUCUAUGCGUGGAAUCCAGCGGUCGGUACCGAUUGCUCCAUUCUCGAGGUGGGCACUUAUGUUUGCGUGGACAUUUUAAGCAACACGACUGCGACAACCACAAGCAGUAUCAGCACACCCUCUCCCAUGCAGACAGGCAUCACCUCUUCGUGUGACGAGUUUUAUCUUGUCGUAAGUGGGGAUGAGUGUAGUACAAUUGCCGAUCAUUACAGCAUCACACUCGCCGAUUUCUACGAUUGGAAUCCCGCAGUGGGCACCUCAUGUGCGAAUUUGGAAUUGGGAGAAUAUGUCUGCGUCGCUAUAUCGACCUCAAGUGCCACAAGUGGCGGUAUCACUACGCCUUCUCCAAUUCAAACCGGUAUGCCCUCCACUUGCGAUGAGUUCCACCUCGUCGUCAGUGGCGAUACUUGCUCUGUGGUGGCAUCCGAAUACGGAUUGACUCUCUCUCAAUUCUACGCCUGGAAUCCUGCUGUAGGAUCUGACUGUUCUACCCUUGACCUUGGAGAUUACGUCUGCGUGCACAUCUCAGUCACAACGCCGAGCCCGAUCCAAACUAGCAUGUAUUCAGAAUGUGAUAGCUUUUACUUGGUACAGAGCGGUGAUUCUUGCGACGCAAUCGCGACUGCAGAAAGUAUCUCACUGGCGUCACUGUAUGCAUGGAACCCCGCCGUGGGGACGAGCUGUGCGGAUUUGUAUUUGAGCUAUUAUAUCUGUGUUGGUGUGGAGCCCACUCCGAUGACCACUUUGGCAGAUACUGUGGCUAAGAGAACUAUGAUGCUUGCUGACGCAGUUUCAAUGAUCACCCCGGCACCAAAGGCGAGAUUAAACUAG
This is a messenger RNA of Penicillium verhagenii, 1722 nucleotides long. Its product is annotated as muramidase family protein. The record is from RefSeq and is a predicted model, not a curated record. NCBI's taxonomy places the organism in Eukaryota, Fungi, Ascomycota, Eurotiomycetes, Eurotiales, Aspergillaceae. Bases 1 to 1722 code for a protein of 573 amino acids. The transcript is spliced from 4 exons.